AUGAUCGACAAUGAUCAGACCCCUCGAGAUCUUUGGCUCACCAACGAGGGCCUCUUCCAUGCCAACAAGCAGUCCCGGGCGACCUUCCUCAGCCACAACUUCCACUCCAUGACACAGGGCGACCCCUCCAUCACCGAGUACUGCAGCUGCAUGAAGACCCUAACCGACGCCCUCCGCAACGUUGGACAUCCCGUUCAGGACUCCCAGCUUGUCCUGAACCUCCUCCGCAGCCUCAACCCGCACUUCUCUAGCACCGCCGACGACAUCGCCAACUCCACCGCCGGCUUCCCGUCCUUCGCCAAGGCGCGGGACAUGCUCUCCCUGAAGGAACUCUGCCUCACCAACAAGGAGAAGAUCUCCAACUCCACCUCCCUCCUCGUCGGGAACUCUUUAUCAUCUUCACCCACCGUUCUUAAUGAAGCAAGCAUGACCGAAGCUGAGCAAGCUCGGGACAAGCGGCUGGGGAUGACGUGA
Messenger RNA from Setaria italica (foxtail millet), 474 nucleotides. RefSeq lists its product as uncharacterized. The record is from RefSeq and is a predicted model, not a curated record. Bases 1 to 474 code for a protein of 157 amino acids. The transcript is spliced from 2 exons. Lineage: Eukaryota; Viridiplantae; Streptophyta; Magnoliopsida; Poales; Poaceae.